Molecule: messenger RNA, 6713 nt
Organism: Zalophus californianus (California sea lion)
Lineage: Eukaryota; Metazoa; Chordata; Mammalia; Carnivora; Otariidae
Gene: AKAP5
Product: A-kinase anchoring protein 5
Exons: 2
Coding region: 478-1767 (429 amino acids)
Biological process (GO): positive regulation of adenylate cyclase activity
Cellular component (GO): dendritic spine; plasma membrane; postsynaptic density
Molecular function (GO): molecular adaptor activity; adenylate cyclase binding; glutamate receptor binding
Source: RefSeq, a predicted model, not a curated record
AAAAACAUCCAAAAGCAGAUAACUGAGAUUUACUUCCCUGAAGAUCAUGAUCCUAUCAAAGAAAGGAGGUAAGUACAACUGCUUUUCAGUAAUUCUUUACUCCACUUUAAUAGGGUCUUCAUCUAGAUGGUACACCUGGGAGGGCCCAGGAGGAGCCAACCAUGGGAUGGGACCCAACCCUCGGGAGGACCUCACAGCUGGAACUCCCAGCAAUGCCUCGGUUGAUCCUUAAAUAAAACAUUCUAUCCAGUAAAGGGCUUUCAUGAAGAAAUUAAAGAGAGAAAUUACAAGUAAGAGAGAAACCAAGAAUUGUACACCGUAGAAACCACCUAAAACAACUGUAUGGAGUAAGACAAAAGGAGUGAAUACAUCUGGAAGAAAUUUUACUUAGUAUAUUUUUGCCCACCUUUUUGUCAUAAAGACUGCUAAGGAAGAGAGAAUAUAAUUUUCUAGAGAAAGAACGAGUGUGAUAUAAAAAUGGAAACCAUGGUUUCCGAAAUUCAAGUUGAAAGCAAGGAUGAGAAGAGACCCACAGAAGUUAGUCCUCAAGAUGAGAGGCAGGAGGAAAGAGCAUCAAUGCUUUGCUUCAAGAGAAGAAAGAAAGUAAGCAAAGCAGUGAAGCCCAAAGCUAGCUCUGAGGCUGCUGGCACAGCAAGAAAGUGUCCCCCAGAAGCAGGAGCUUCCGAGCAGCCACGGCCCCCAGGGGGGGCCUGGGCCUCAAUCAAACGUCUUGUAACACGCAGGAAAAGGUCAGAAUCUUCAAAGCAGCAAAAGCCCUUUGAGGCCAAAGUGCAACCUGAAAUCAGUGCUGAGGAUGCUGAUCUUCCUAAGAAAAAGGCAAAAUCCGGGCUUAAGAUUCCCUUCAUAAAAUUCUCAAAAGGAGAGAAACGAAGUAAUCAUUCCAAAAUUAUAGAAGACUCAGACUGCAGCCUCAGAGUCCAGGGAGAGGCUGAACAUUUGGAUACAAAAGCUCCAGCCCAAUCAGAUGACCAGGCAAUAAAGACCAAGUUGCCCCAGGAUAUAAGUAAAGAUGUCUCACGGAAAGGGGGUGACGAGGUCUGUGAACCAAAUGUGAGCAACAGCACAACUACAGCUGGAGAAAAAAUGGUUUCAGUAGAACUUGGGUUAGAUACGGGGCAUUCUGCCAUUCAUCCAGGAGCACUAAUCCUUGAAAGAGAUACCGAAACGACGGAGGAAAAACAAAGUGUCCGACCCCAGCAAGCAAGCCCACUUGAAACUUCAGAAACAGAACAUCAGCCACCAGUGGUUUCUGAUGUUCCUCCCUCACCUGCAAUCCCAGAUCAGCAAAUUGUGGAAGAAGCCAGAAGCAAUAUCCUAGAAAGUGGACCAAACCGGGGAGAGCAUGAAAGUAGAGAGAUUAUAGCUGAAGAGAGUGAGCAGAAAGACACUAAAUUGAGCCAGGAAUCAGAGCUGAGAGAAAAUGAGGUCACUGCAGAGAAACCCAAACCAGAGGAAAGCAAAAGAAUGGAGCCAAUUGCUAUUAUUAUUACAGACACUGAAAUCAGUGAAUUUGAUGUUAAGAAAUCUAAAAAUGUCCCUAAGCAAUUCUUAAUUUCAAUUGAAAAUGAGCAAGUAGGGGUUUUUGCUAAUGAUAGUGGUUUUGAGGGUAGAACUUCAGAACAAUACGAAACACUCUUAAUAGAAACAGCUUCUUCUCUUGUCAAGAAUGCUAUCCAAUUGUCUAUAGAACAGCUGGUUAAUGAAAUGGCCUCUGAUGAUAAUAAAAUGAACAAUCUUCUACAGUGACUUAAUUUCCAGAUCAUGGAAAGGAAAAAAAAAAAGCUUCAUGUUAAAUUAUGUUGCAUAUUUGUGGCAUUUCUUAUUCAGUUACAAAUGAGAGGUUUAUCAUCCGUGGAAUUUACAGGUACAGUUCCAGCCCAGAAGUGCUAAAGAAUUUAGUUUAUAAAACUCUCCUACCAUUGAAAUGCAGUCACUUCUGGAUUUUGGAGGAAGUUAGUGCAGAUCACAACGCAAGUGACAUACAGGGAAUUGCUAAAAUGACAUGUGGAAGUUGGGGUGCUUGGGGGGAGGCUGUAUUUAUUGAGCACUUAUGGUAUGCCAGAAACUCUUUAAUAUUCUCUGAUGUCACAAAGCCUGGUUUCCUUUUGAUAGUUCAAUCCUGUGUAUAGGUUAACACCACAUUCGAUUUUCACAAAAAAAUUUUUUACAGUGCACUUUUAUGUUUAAAAUGGUGAAUAAGGUGAGCUGUUUUUGUGAAUGUGUGAUUUACAGUUGUUACACUCAUAGGCAGUAGUCUUACCUCAAAAAAAUAUUGCCUUUUCCUAAUUUCAGCAGAAUGUGCAUAUUUGAAUUAAACCUGAGUGUUUUUCUCGUCUUGCUUAAAUACCAUACAGAAGCCAUUCACAAUUUCUUUCAAAUAGCAAAUAAUUACCAAGUGCAAGGGUGUGGAAAUAGGCAGUGCAUUUUCCCUGUCCAUCUUUUUUCUGCCUCAAACAGACCUGUCUAAACCCAUUUCUGCAUGGGGUCAUCUGCUGAAAAGUGAGAAACAAAACCCAAAAAACUAAACAACAGCAACAACAAAAACAAGAAGAGUGAAAUACUGUUUUCCAUCGGGGAGAAGGCAAACUGCCCAAGUAACAAAUGAUCACAGAUAACGUAGGAUUCAUCUUGCAGGAUUGUGCCUCUAGAGACCACAUUCAUCCACCUCUCUCCAAAGAGGGAAUUCACAGCCAGCUUGGCAGUAAAAGUCCCAGGAAAUCAUAAUAACUUAGUGAACAUAUUAUUCACUUUUGAUCAAGAAUGAGCCAAGUUCAUGGUUGAAUAGAAAGUGAAAAGUUAUUGCUAAAGUACAUUGUAUUUUAAAUGUCAGUAUUCUCUCAUUGUGCCUGUGUGUCAAGAGACACUAGUAACAAACGUUUUACAUGGAUUUUGAAAAUUAACUUUUUCAUCAGUAUGUUCAAUCCAGCUAAUCCCUUACCAAAAAAAAAAAAAAAGAACUUAAUGUAAUGAGAAGGGCUUAUUUGCAUUUUAUCUGGUUAUUUAAAUCAUCGAUCUCAUCAAUGAUUGCCAUAUUUUUUGAAAAAGUAACUCCAUUUCAAUCUUUCCUUGUGUGAAAUGGCCAUAAUACUACAACACACUUCCCUACCUCACAGGUAAAGUUCCAAAUUGUAUGUCCCCACUGACUAAACGGAGGGACAGCGUUACUCUGACAGUAGAUGAAGUAAGUAUAAAGAGCUUUCCACUCGAGUUGCAAAGUAUUUGUUAAAGAGGAUUUGUACAUUCUUGGAGAAAAGAGUGUACUUUAGAUGAGUGUAAAUGAUCUGGUGACUUCUUGCAUUAUUUAUGGCUUACGUAGAGAAAGUGUGUGCUAAUUUGUCCUAUAGACCCUUCUUUGUUUCUUUCUGUGAGUACAUCUUGAGACCUCUGGCAGAAAAACCUAAUCUGACUUUGGAACUGAACCAAAUAAUGGAUAUUAUUAGCAAGAUUCUUUGCUGAAGUGCAAAAUUAUUCCCCCAGACUUUCUUACCUUCAUGCCUGUAAUCUUGAGAAACCCACAAAAAUCCUUCAAUUUAGCAACACAAAAGUGGAUUUUCAAAACAUAUGACCCAAGAAAUGAAUUUCUUUUAGUUGUACAAUUUUUAAACAUUAAAAAAAGACUGCUAAGUCAUUCUCCCUAAAAAUACUCUUUUUAAUUCACUAUAUGUGGUGCUAAUGGACUUGGAUGGCUACCAGCAAAUAUCAUAUCAUAUUUAGAAGUAAACAAUUUUUAAAAAUCUGAUCAAAGUUGGUGCAUUUUACAGUGUUUUAAGGAAUCCUGUCUUCAUUUAUUUCAAGAAUAGCUCAAGCCAAUAUACUUGCAUUAAGUUUUUUAGUAAUCUCUAAUGAAUGAACACAAAGUAUAACACUUACAAGUGAUUGAAAAUAUUUUGGAAGGCUUAGGCAUAUUUGGGAGUUUUAAAAACAGAUAUGAGGUAAAUGCGUGUAACUAAUUAUUUUUGUUAAGAAAAUAACACUUUCUCUAGUCCUGGGUUUCUACUUUUUUUUUUUUCCUACUAUGGUUUGAUAUAUAUUUUUGGUUAGAAUGUAUUAUAAUUGAUUGUUUUUGUGAUAAGAUGUGUACUCCACCUGCAUUCAUUCUUAAGUGGUUCCUCCUUAAUCUUUUCUAUUGAGAAUAUCUGGUGAAUUAAAUAAAUAGGGUUCCAGUCUGAAAAAUGAAUCCAGAAAUUAAUUGGUCUCAAUCUGAGUAUACCUGCCACAUGGCCAAAUCCUAUUAAAAUGAAUUCUAAGAUGAUCCAAAUUGUUUUGUUAUAGAAAUAAGCAGGGAUCAUAUAACUUGGAAGUCCCUUAUAAAAUAUAUUUCAUUUUAAUAGUAUUUAUUUUAAGCAAUUGGACCUUAUAUGCAAGACAUUAAAUGUAUAUAAAUAGGUCCCUAUUCAGUUCAUACCUACAUUAGACAUGAUUAAAAUGAUCAUUUAAAAGACAAUUUAAUAAUAGCACAUUAAUUUACAUUUACAUUUGCUGUGAUAAAUGCUGCUUUUAAUGAACACUUUAUUAAUUAGCUGGGAUUCAGUUUCCCUUUGAACUCAGAAUUUUACAAGGUGGGUUGGUUUAUUGGAUACUUGUUAAUUUUUUCAGCAUAUUAUCUUCUCCCUUUUAAGAGUCAAGUAUUAUUCACUUUGCUUUACAACCCAGUGAAUAUGAAAACCCUCUUCUAUUUUAUGUAGCACUAUUCACUUAACAUUUUCUCAAAGUACUUUAUAGGAUAUAAAAAUAGUGCUGGGUAACAUUUAAGUAAAGAUAGCAGAAAACAAAAGAACUUUCAAACAGAAAUUAUGUUCCCUGACACCACCUCCACCUGGAAGAAUAAUAAGCAUGUGGCACAAAUGGGAUUCUUCAGAAAAGCUGUCUGCAUAAUUUUCUUUCAAGGUAAUGCAUUUGACAGCACGAAGUUUGUGACGAUCUUAAUUGGUCUACUAUUUAGUGGAAUCUAAGAAACUCUCUGAUUUAUUUCUGAGAGAUAAUCUUAUUUCACCAGUGUCUAUGAAAAGCCAUACUGCUAAUGAUCAAGUUAGAGAUGUGGGUCAUGGGAGGGCACCAGCGAAAUCUGGCUUCUGCAUGCAGAAGUUAACUCUGGAGAGUUAACUUCAUCAAUGUGCUCUGCUGAUUGGGGGUUGGACAGACUUUACAAUGACAAGUUGCCUUAUUUUUUAUAGUUAAAGAGUUAAUUUGCAGGGGGUUGGGGGGGUGGAGCAGAAUUUUUAAAAUAAUUGUUAGGCUUUAGAAUCCCAUUGUUUGGAAAGGUCCUUUUAAUGUUAACUUUAUUCAGAUGUGUAAAGUCUUCUAAUUUCAUCUGAUACUCAGUACAUCAGGGGUUGACUUUUCUGCCUGCCAUUUCUAUGUUUUUUAAAAGUCCUUGCUUAUGGUUUCAGGUUCUUUAGGUUCAAAUUCCUGUGAUGUUUUACUGUGUAACAUAAAGUUUCUUAUUAUACAGAAUUCAAAAUUUCAGACAAUAGUACAUUUUGUGGUACAUUUUUGAAAAAAAGUUCUUGUAAUCCUUAUUUAGUUACAAAAAUUAAACAGAAGGAAGCUACAUAAAAUUUAGAUGUCCUGAUUAAAUUCAGUUUGGUUCAACAUGUGUUGGAUAUAACAUAUGCCCAACACUGUAAAGGAGACAGGCUCCCAGCCCUCCAAGAGCUCAAGCUAGGGAACAGCAACCAGAGGAACUGGGACAGGGAUUAAGGCAACGAGCCACAGGCAAGGAACAUCGUGAGUGCCCUAGACGGGAGAAUAAAGAGCACGUGGUUCAUUUGUCCAGUGGGGGGGGGGGGUGGUCAUCUAAAUACAGGGACAGUUUGAAAGCAUUCCAUUUCUAAAUAUUUAAACAGUUAUAUUCAUUAUGAUUUGUGAACAGGUGCAGAAAAAAAGCCUGCAUAAUGUUACAUAUUUAUAGUAGUUCUUUAUCUGUAAAAAUGUUAAGUGGAUGAGCUAUUAUGAAAGUAAAAAUUCCAUAUUGUAAUUUCUCAUUAAAAUCAGUACUAUAGGACUGUGGAUCAGAUGCUAAUAUUUAAGAAAUACUCUGUAGAAAAAGGUUUCAACCUGAAUUGAUAUAUGUAUGACUCUUAAUAUAGAAUAAAUGUUAUAGUGGCUCAUGUUUAUUUUAUUUACGUCUUAGUAUAUUAUGUUUAUUUCCUAAAAGUAUAAAGAUCACACUGAUGGAACUGUUGAGUUAGCACUACCAAGAGUUGUGCUCUGCUGAUUGGGGGUUGGACAGACUUUACAAUGACAAGCCUAAAAGAGCCCACCUCCAGCAGAGAGAAACACAAACACCUCGAACUUGAACUCAAUUCCAGUGAACUAUCUAUUCAUCUAAAUGGCAUAUCUGACUUUGAUGCCAUCUAUAAAUCUGACGAAAUUGUACUUGUUUUCAUCAUCUCUUGCUAUAUUCAUUAGUUGCCAUUUCUACAUUAUAUUAACCUAUGAAUUGUUAGUAAUCUUCAUGACUUUCCAAAUAAGCAAUCUUGGUAUGAAAAUGCUUAAAUUAUUCAGAUGUUGCCUGCUAAAGCUGGGUGUUUCAAAAGCUUUGUUUAUGAAGACACUGAUUUUAUUCCCCUAACAUUAACAACCCUGUUUUUCCUAAAGCACAGAGCAAUGGUAAUAAUUAGACUCUAUGAAAGAAUGUACUUUCCAAAUCUCGGGACCAAUUUAAAGUUGAUAGUGUCUGGGGUGCUUGU